GUUCAAAACGACAAUUAAUUAUUGAUAUCCUCGGUGGGAACUCUUGAGCACGGCUUGCAUCACCACUUCACAUCUCGGGAGGCGCAAUCAUCAUCCCACGAUCACAAGCGUGGAAUCCGAACUCCAAAUCCAUUCCAGAGUGACCCAACUCCGUCUUCAUCCCUUCCGGCUCCCAUUUCCAAUCCAACUCACGCUAUCUCACAGCCACCGCGCAGCCGUGGGUUGAACUCGAAAAAGGCCUCCGAAAUAGGUUUUGGUAAUGAGAUGCGAGUCUUUCGAUAUGCGAAGAUAGGAGAGAACGAGAAAAGCGUGAGGAGUGAGCGCUGGUAGGAGUAUGGUGGAGGAGCGGAGGAUUGGAGUUGUGGCUGCGGGAAAGAGCUAGGGCAGAAAAGUUGGGUGGUGUCAGCGAUGGCGGGGAGGGAGGGAGAGAGUAAGAAGAGUAGGAAGGCGAGUGCGCAGAGCUGGGACAGUUGCGAGAGUAGCGAUGUGUCGGAGUCGGAGGACGAGAGGAGCGAGGAGUAUUGCGAAGGGGGCUACCACCCUAUCCGCAUUGGCGAUUGCUUCGACCAUGGCCGUUACGUUGUGCACCGCAAGCUCGGAUGGGGCCAUUUCUCCACCGUCUGGCUCGCCUGGGAUUCCGACUCGAAGCAGUAUGUCGCUCUGAAGGUGCAGAAGAGCGCGCAACAUUACACGGAAGCGGCCAUGGACGAGAUCACAAUUUUGAAGCAGGUUGCGGAGGGCGACUGGAACGGUCGAGGGGGCGUCGUAAAGCUAUUGGAUCACUUCAAGCAUGGGGGACCAAAUGGAACCCACGUGUGCAUGGUUUUUGAGUAUUUGGGGGACAAUCUGUUGACGCUCAUCAAAGCUUAUAAUUACAGGGGUAUUCCGCUACCGAUGGUGAAGAAACUUGCGAAGGGGAUUCUGAUUGGGCUCGACUACUUGCACCGCAAGCUCUCGAUCAUUCACACUGAUUUGAAGCCAGAAAACAUCCUGCUUCUCGCUCCUUUGGAUCCCACCCAGGACCCUCGGAACUCCGAUUACGUGCCCGUGGAUUUACCCGCUUCGCCACUGCCAUCUUCCAGCUUGGGGAGCUCCCCGAACCUCUCCAAGAAUCAGAAGAAAAAAGUGAAACGAAAGGCAAAAAAAGCAAGUGGUAGUAGCAAUGAUAGGGAUAGACAAAACGUUGAUACAUCUCCAUGUCUGCGUGUGUCCGAGGUGAGCUACGAAGAACCCAGAAAUGAUGGGAUUGUAGAAGAAACAGACAAACUGCUAAAAGAUGAGAACGGCGAAGGCGUUUGUGAGGAGCAAUCCACUGUGAGUGAGGUACCCAAGAGUGAGCACAGGUCGGCUCUUCCAGUAGAUUUGGAGAAUCUCGAUUUGCGAUGCAAGCUAGUUGAUCUUGGAAAUGCGUGCUGGACCUACAAGCAAUUCACCGCAGAUAUUCAGACUCGCCAGUACCGCUGUCCCGAGGUCCUUUUGGGGUCAAGAUACUCAACUCCAGCAGAUAUGUGGUCGUUCGCGUGCAUAAUUUUCGAGCUCGCCACAGGUGAUGUACUCUUCGAUCCACAGAGUGGAGAGGACUGCGACAGAGAUGAGGAUCAUUUGGCGCUGAUGAUGGAAUUGCUGGGCCGCAUGCCUCGCAAGGUCGCUUUAUCAGGAAAAUACUCCAAAGACUUCUUUAAUCGACACGGAGAUUUACGCCACGUUCGGAAAUUACGGUACUGGCCUCUGGAUAAAGUGUUGAUGGAGAAGUACGAAUUUGAUGAGGAAGACGCAGUGCAGUUUGCUAAAUUUUUAGUGCCGCUACUGGAUUUUGUACCGGAGAAGCGGCCCACGGCAGCGCAGUGCCUGAAGCAACCCUGGCUUGCGUCAGUUACCCCUUCGGCUGAGGAGGAGAUGAGGAAAGCUGGCGACACUGUGCAGGCAGGGCUUCGCAAUCUUGCAAUAACUUGUGGUGGGAUCGCAGAGACCACCUCUGAUGCCACUAAAUUGAAGACCACCUCUGAUACCACUAAAUUGAAGAAGGUUGUGCGUAGCGAAGGCAGUGGGAAAUGAGGGUUGCCAUUUCACGUAUGAACCAGUUUACUGGUUUAGGGUUUCAUUCUGAAAGGUAUCUUCAAGUCGUUGCGCGUGAGUGCCAUAUUGAAGCAUAGCUCUUUAAAACAAAGCAUUUUGUAUUGUGAUCGUUGUGGUUGAUUUUUCACUGCUGCAAGGAAUAGCUAUGCUGCGGGGACCUUUGAUUAAGCGCCUACAAGCGCGAGUUGUGCGUUGCCUAUUGGCUGUGUAGUCGGAAAACGUUCCGAACGAGCAAACUGUGCUCAUAUAUUAGAUGUACGUUAGGCUAACCUCAGUUUCCCAGCAAGAUUUGGUUCUAAGAUCUUGUUCUGGAUCCCUCUGCAGAGCUCUGCAAGGAUUGUUGACAAAGUUCCGUUAACAAUUUUAAAGGAUGAAUCUAAAAUGAUUUUGCUUGCCUAGAAGGCAGAUGACUCA
Physcomitrium patens is the source of this 2490-nucleotide messenger RNA. The record is from RefSeq and is a predicted model, not a curated record. Lineage: Eukaryota; Viridiplantae; Streptophyta; Bryopsida; Funariales; Funariaceae.